This is a messenger RNA of Pelobates cultripes (western spadefoot toad), 240 nucleotides long. The record is from the annotation of a GenBank genome assembly. Lineage: Eukaryota; Metazoa; Chordata; Amphibia; Anura; Pelobatidae.
AUGAACAGCCCUCAAAGAGAGGAAGAUCUAACAGCCCCAGCUACAAAAGGGGACAUCAAAGCUCUAUUAACAAACAUAAGAACCUUCUUCAAUGCAGACUUGAAUAUCAUACGUGAGGAUAUAACAGUGGUGACAGCAAGACUGCAGGCUAACGAGGAUGCCAUCACCUCCCUAGCCCAAAAGCAAGAAAGCACCAACGAGCACUUGCUACAGCUCCAAGCAUCACAUAAAAGCAUGCAG